CUUUUUGACACUUUCGAUACAAACGGCAAUGGUAAAUUAUCUUAUUCAGAAAUCGAAAGCGUUGUACUCAGAACCUACCCACAACAAUUCAAUAGUAGAAAAAAAGUCAUAAUGCGGGCUUAUCAAGAUGCUGAUGCUUCAAAGAACGGUUACAUUGAAAUCGGUGAAUUUGGUAUUCUUCUUGAUGCUCUUAACCAUUAUUAUGAGUUAUAUGAAAUUUUUCAGAAAGUUGAUAAAGAUAAUGAUGGGCGUAUCGAUUUUAAUGAGUUCAAGAAAGGGCGUAAAGUCUUGAAAUUAAUUGAACUAUCAGAUGCAGAGCUUAAAAUGGAAUUCGAGAAAAUCGAUAUGAAUCGCGGUGGACUUAUUCUCUUCGAUGAA
This is a messenger RNA of Dentiscutata heterogama, 378 nucleotides long. The record is from the annotation of a GenBank genome assembly. NCBI's taxonomy places the organism in Eukaryota, Fungi, Glomeromycota, Glomeromycetes, Diversisporales, Gigasporaceae.